AGCCCGGCGCCGGCAGUGGAAGCAGUUCCGCCGAGAGCCGAAGAUGGCAGUGAACGUAUACUCGACAUCAGUCACCAGUGAUAACCUAAGUCGACAUGACAUGCUGGCCUGGAUCAAUGAGUCUCUCCAGUUGAAUCUGACAAAGAUCGAACAGUUGUGCUCAGGAGCUGCCUAUUGUCAGUUUAUGGACAUGUUGUUCCCCGGCUCUGUUGCCUUGAAGAAAGUGAAGUUCCAAGCUAAACUAGAACAUGAAUAUAUCCAGAAUUUCAAAAUACUACAAGCAGGUUUUAAGAGGAUGGGAGUUGACAAAAUAAUUCCUGUGGAUAAAUUAGUUAAAGGAAAAUUUCAGGAUAAUUUUGAAUUUGUGCAGUGGUUCAAGAAGUUUUUUGAUGCAAACUAUGAUGGAAAAGACUAUGACCCUGUAGCUGCCAGACAAGGACAAGAAACUGCAGUUGCUCCCUCCCUUGUUGCUCCAGCUCUGAAUAAACCGAAGAAACCUCUCGGCUCGAGCAGUGCAGCUCCACAGAGACCCAUCUCAACACAGAGAACUCCUGCAGCUCCUAAGGCUGGACCCGGGGUGGUGCGAAAGAACCCUGGCGUGGGCAACGGGGACGAUGAAGCAGCUGAGUUGAUGCAGCAGGUCAACGUGUUGAAACUUACUGUUGAAGACUUGGAGAAGGAGAGAGAUUUCUACUUUGGAAAGCUACGGAACAUUGAAUUGAUUUGCCAGGAGAAUGAGGGGGAAAACGAUCCUGUAUUACAGAGGAUUGUAGACAUUCUCUAUGUCACAGACAAAGGCUUUGUGAUACCUGAUGAAGGGGGCCCACAGGAGGAACAAGAAGAGUAUUAACAGCCUGGACCAGCAGAGCAACAUUCGAAUUCUUCACUCCAAAUCAUGUGCUUAACUGUAAAAUAUUCCUUUUUAUUAUUCUUAGAGGAUUCACUGGUUUCUUUUCAUAAGCAAAAAGUACCUCUUUUUAAAAAAGUGCACUU
Messenger RNA from Sciurus carolinensis (gray squirrel), 993 nucleotides. Its product is annotated as microtubule-associated protein RP/EB family member 1-like. Gene Ontology annotation, cellular component: microtubule plus-end; microtubule organizing center; spindle midzone. The record is from RefSeq and is a predicted model, not a curated record. The coding region runs from base 44 to 850 and encodes 268 amino acids. Gene Ontology annotation, molecular function: microtubule plus-end binding. Gene Ontology annotation, biological process: regulation of microtubule polymerization or depolymerization; spindle assembly; protein localization to microtubule plus-end. The transcript has a single exon. NCBI's taxonomy places the organism in Eukaryota, Metazoa, Chordata, Mammalia, Rodentia, Sciuridae.